Paramormyrops kingsleyae is the source of this 928-nucleotide messenger RNA. NCBI's taxonomy places the organism in Eukaryota, Metazoa, Chordata, Actinopteri, Osteoglossiformes, Mormyridae. The record is from RefSeq and is a predicted model, not a curated record.
UUCAUGUAGUACAGUAUAGUAGGAAUGUUACUUUUCUUAGUUUCAGAUAAGGUACAGUAUGUUCAGAUGUAUUUCAGCAGAAACCUCAUUAGUAAAACUAUUGAUGUUUGAAUGAAUAUUGAUCACAAACAGUUUCAAUAUUAAAUCAAUUAAAACAGCUGAAGACUGGCUUUAGAUAAUGGUUGAAUCAAAGUCCUGUCAGACCCAUGCCACUAUCAAGCUUACCACUGUCCUUUUGUCACGCAGUAUCAUUAAGAUGCAGAAAAGAAAGAGGCAGGAGAAGAUUGACACCUUUUUCAAGAGAAAUCCUGUGAGGACGUUGCUGGAGGCAUUGGUUUCAGAGGCAGCACAGGAAGGUUCACAGGAUGUGGCCAGGAGUGAGGAAGACAGAGAUGAAGAGGGAGUAAAAGGCAGGCAAGAAGCAGACAGGCAAGAAGCAGACAGGCGAGAAGCAGACAGACAAGAAAAACAGAGUGAGGGGGAAGUCAGAGAGGAUAAGGAUGCAGAUGAAAUGGUAGAGAGAGGAGCAGAGAACACAGACGUGGAUGUUACUCGCCAUCAGUUCAGUAAACCCAAUCAACCAGAUCCAAAAUUAAUUUCUAAACAGUCCUUGCCCAAAUAUUCUCUGAGUUUUCAAACUCAGUGGUACCAGAAAUUUCCAUGGCUCCAUGUGAGUCCUGAUGUUGAGGGUGUAUUGUGCUUUUACUGCUCCAAAGCCUUUGACUCGGGGACAUCAUCUCUUGCCAAGAAUGCUGAUUCAGCAUUCAUUUCAUCUGGGUUUAAAAAUUGGAAAAAAGCCCUUGAACGAUUUACUGUGCAUGAGCGAUCUGAUAGUCAUAAGACAGCCAUGACAACGCACAUCUAUGAAAAUCGAUCAGUACAGGUUCAGCUAUCUAGUGUGAGUGUGAAACAGCAAGAGGAAGUAUAG